Suillus fuscotomentosus is the source of this 1111-nucleotide messenger RNA. RefSeq lists its product as uncharacterized. The transcript has 7 exons. The annotation marks the transcript as partial. Lineage: Eukaryota; Fungi; Basidiomycota; Agaricomycetes; Boletales; Suillaceae. The record is from RefSeq and is a predicted model, not a curated record.
GGCUCAACCAGUCACAAGGUUUUGGCGUCCGAUAAGAAUGUGGAUUUAGUCACCACAGGUCAUUCACAACACUAGCGCCGAAACUGUUCAUUUCCUCCACUCUUCUCUCUCUCUUUCCACCUCUAACUCUACUACAGCAGGAGGCAUGCACAGCACGCCCCCACGAUCUAGUCCUGUACCUGCAGAUACCAACCUCCCGAAUAACGAGAAUACAAUUGAUGUGAACGCAGUGACUGAGAAACCUGCCACGUCUAUCAAGGUCGACCAUAAUAAAAACGUGUCAAGCACCCUGGAGCAGAUCCAGGAUCAAAUGAUGCCAGAUAACACCAGCGAGGAAUGUGUGGUGUCCAGGAAUAUGUCAAACUCCCCACAGCAGGCCCCGGACAAUGGGAUCGAGUCGGAUAACGCAAAGGAAAGUUCUGUGGUGUGCAUCGAAGGAAAUCUUGCUAAGAAUAUGUCAGAUACGCUGGAGCACAUUCUCGAAGUCCUUCGAGAAUCUACGAUCACAGGAGAACAUGGCAAAGAUGAUAAGUCAAAGUUCUGGGCAAAAUACAAGAAAAUUUCGAAUGAAUAUGAUGAUGACUUCCUCAACCGGGCGCAAGGCGAUAUAUUUGUGAUCUUGACUUUUGCUGGUCUGCUCUCAACUGUCAUCGCUACUUUCGUCAUCGGAAUGCAGCCCGACCCGGCAGACACUACCAAUGCCCUCUUGGUGCAGCUCAUAGCAAUCACUGUUAACGGGUCAAGUGCUGCACAUGAUAUCAGCGAUCUUUCCUCGUCUACGGGAUAUUCCUCUUCAACUGUCUGGAUACAAACUCUUGCCUAUAUGAGCCUAGCGCUUAGCAUCAUCGCUGCGUUUGGGGCCAUCUUAGGAAAGCAAUGUCUCAAUUCGUACGAGGCAGCUCGGGAAAAAGGAGGAACUUUAGAAGAGAGUGGGAUGCGGAGGCAGAUGAAACUGGAUGGGCUAGUUCGUUUUCAGCUGCGCCCUUUGUUGCAGGUAUUCCUUGUACUCCUCCAGGUUGCACUUGUGCUCUUCAGCAUCUCGCUAUGCCUCAAAACGUGGGCCGACCACGUGCCAACAUUCGGUUUUAUGACAGCCAGUGCAAUUUCUGUU